CCCAGCCGCUGUCAGCCCUUCACGUCUGAAGGGGGACAGGAGGUGGAUUGUCUUGAAAUUGAGUCACCUUGGCCGGGCGCCGUAGCUCACACCUGUAAUCCCAGCACUUUGGGAGGCUGAGGUGGGCGGAUCACUUGAUGUCAGGGGUUCGAGACCAGACUGACCAACAUGGAGAAACCCCAUCUCUGCUAAAAAUACAAAAAAUAGCCAGGUGGCGCAUGCCUGUAAUCCCAGCUACUCGGGAGGCUGAGGCAGGAGAAUCGCUUGAACCCAGGAGGUUACUGUGAACCGAGAUCGGGCCAUUGCACUCCAGCCUGGGCAACAAGAGCAAAACUCCGUCUCAAAAAAAAAAGAAAGAAAGAAAUUUAGUCACCUGGGAGACAUUGGGCACAGGUCCAAGGAUGUAAAAUGAAUCACCUCUUCACAGACCAAUGAGAAAUCAAAGCCAGGAGCCAACCCAGUACAUCAUACAAGUUGGGAAGCAGUAGUCCGGAGAGGGAUGAGGGCUUCUCUGAGUCACACAGUACGGGAAUAGAGACAAAGAGGCCUGAUUCCCGACAAGAGGGGUUGGGGCAGCGGGGUUCUCUGGGAGAAGCAUCGGCAUCCCUCCCUCUCCCAGUGGUGGGAAGGAUGCCCCAACCAGCUGCUUCUAUUCCAGACUGUGAGAAGUGGGUGACUCAGCCUGUUGUGGGUAGAGCAGGAUUUCCAGCACGCGCGUGCACACACACACACACACACAGACACAGAGAGAGAGAGAGAGAGAGAGAUAGGCUGGGAGCUGGUUUUCUGGGAUGCCAAGGUUCCUGACUCAGCACUGGGAAUCUUAGCUGAGUGUGUUCUGGGAAAUGUCAGGCCUACAGGAAGCAGAGGGCUCCCAGUCGCACCAUCCCGCAGGCAAUGUGGCUGAAGGUCGGGGGCCUACUUCGGGGGACUGGUGGACAGCUGGGCCAGACUGUUGGUCGGCCUUGUGGGGCCCUGGGGCCUAGGCCCCACUGCUGGUGGCCGUGUGGAGGUUCUUGGGCCCAAAAGUUUUACCAGGAUGGGCCUGGGAGAGGCCUGGGUGAGGAGGACAUUCGUAGGGCACGAGAGGCGCGUCCCAGGAAGACACCCCGGCCCCAGCUGAGUGACCGUUCUCGAGAACGCAAGGUGCCUGCCUCUCGCAUCAGCCGCUUGGCCAACUUUGGUGGACUGGCUGUGGGCUUGGGGCUGGGAGCGCUGGUCGAGAUGGCUAAGAAGUCCCUGCCAGGAGGUCAUCUAAAGUCAGAGGGUGGCUCUGGGCUGGACUCCAGCCCCUUCCUGUCAGAGGCCAAUGCAGAGCGGAUUGUGCAGACUUUAUGUACAGUUCGAGGGGCCGCCCUCAAGGUUGGCCAGAUGCUCAGCAUCCAGGACAACAGCUGCAUGAGUCCUCAGCUGCAGCGCAUCUUCGAGCGGGUCCGCCAGAGCGCCGACUUCAUGCCCCGCUGGCAGAUGCUGAGAGUUCUUGAAGAGGAGCUUGGCAAGGACUGGCAGACCAAGGUGGCCUCCCUGGAGGAGGUGCCCUUUGCCGCUGCCUCGAUUGGGCAGGUGCACCAGGGCCUGCUGAGGGACGGGACGGAGGUGGCUGUGAAGAUCCAGUACCCUGGUGUGGCCCAGAGCAUUCAGAGCGAUGUACAGAACCUGCUGGCGGUGCUCCAGAUGAGCGCGGCUCUGCCCGCGGGCCUGUUUGCUGAGCAGAGCCUGCAGGCUUUGCAACAGGAGCUGGCUUGGGAGUGUGACUACCGUCGUGAGGCAGCCUGUGCCCGGAACUUCAGGCAGCUGCUGGCAAAUGACCCCUUCUUCCGAGUGCCAGCCGUGGUUAAGGAGCUGAGCACGACGCGGGUGCUGGGCAUGGAGCUAGCUGGUGGGGUGCCCCUGGACCAGUGCCAGGGCCUGAGCCAGGACCUGCGGAAUGAGAUUUGCUUCCAGCUCCUGAAGCUGUGUCUGCGGGAGCUGUUUGAGUUCCGAUUCAUGCAAACCGACCCCAACUGGGCCAACUUCCUGUAUGACGCCUCCAGCCACCAGGUGACCCUGCUGGACUUUGGCGCAAGCCGGGAGUUUGGGACGGAGUUCACAGACCAUUACAUUGAGGUGGUAAAAGCUGCAGCUGACAGAGACCGAGACCGUGUCCUACAGAAGUCCAGAGACCUCAAAUUCCUCACAGGCUUUGAAACCAAGGCAUUCUCCGACGCCCACGUGGAGGCAGUGAUGAUCCUGGGGGAGCCCUUCGCCACCCAGGGCCCCUAUGACUUUGGGUCCGGGGAAACUGCCCGCCGUGUACAGGACUUCAUCCCGGUGCUGUUGCGGCACCGGCUGUGCCCCCCACCGGAGGAGACCUAUGCCCUGCACCGCAAGCUAGCAGGGGCUUUCCUGGCCUGUGCCCGCCUCCGAGCCCACAUCGCCUGCAGAGACCUCUUCCAGGACACCUACCACCGCUACUGGGCCAGUCGCCAGCCAGACACAGCCACUGCCGGCAGCCUCCCGAUCAAAGGGGACUCCAGGGCAGAUCCCUCAUGACAGCCUCUGGGGGGAUUGCGUCCCCAUUGCAGGCCAUACUCUGCUGUGGUGCCUCUUAUCCCUUCCCCAUCUGCCCUGGGUCGGGGGAGCCCCCUUGGGCUUUCCAGUCUUGCCUGGCUCCCCUCCUUGGUCCAGGAGCUCAGGGUCUCUGGGGCUGGGGAACUCUCAACUUCGUGCCCUAGAUCCUGCGCCUUCCCACUCCAGAGUGGGCAUCCGGGAACUCUAAGCCAGGGAAGUGGUUAACUUAUCUUUGGCAACAUUUGAGGGAGUGUUGGGUCCCCGCACGCCUUUAGGCAGAUCCGGACUCAUCAGGGGGAGCCCUCACCUCUGCCUCAGGUCUCCGGUAGAAGGCGAGAUGGUGGUCCUGGAGGCAGUCAUCACCUCUGCCUUCCUCGCUCCUCCACCAGCUGCCUUCUCUCGGGUUCCAGCCUCUCAAUGUGUUGGAGGGUAGGGGUAGAGGUGGGGGAGCUGAACCUUCAGUUGGAAUAAAAGCAGCCUUCCCCUUC
Molecule: messenger RNA, 3038 nt
Organism: Callithrix jacchus (white-tufted-ear marmoset)
Lineage: Eukaryota; Metazoa; Chordata; Mammalia; Primates; Cebidae
Gene: COQ8B
Product: coenzyme Q8B
Biological process (GO): ubiquinone biosynthetic process
Source: RefSeq, a predicted model, not a curated record